UCAAGCACAAUUGACAAUCCGCAACAAUACCAAGUCGAAUUAUCUUGCAAUUUCCUCGGCCCUUGCUUUUUUCUUCUCUCUUUUCAUUUCAUGCCUUCUAUCCCAUCCGCUUUCUUUUUUUUGGGCUUGGGGAGAAUUGGGCAAUCAGCCCAUGUGGUACUGUACGAUGUAAAUUCCAUGUCGGGCAGAGCGAAAGAUACCGAUACCCUCCGCGGAGUGGUUGUCUCAAGAGGAAUUCACAAUAGACCUAUGCUCCUGGUGACUUUGACAUCAGCACCUCGCGAAAUCUGCCUAGUUCCAGACCUGAAUGGUCUGCAAGGAGGAGGCAGACGCAGGAGGCCUAGUACCACCGCUUCGAACGGAGUGGUACCGUGGACACUGACCGAGUGUCUCUCUAGUCCCUCAGGCCUGAUACGGUACGCUUACGCCGCUUACGGCAGUUCGCAGGCCGUGGGACCCCUGAGGCCGAUCGCUCAGUGCAGCCACGUGAAGGCAGUUCGCAUCGAGAUCGUUGCCGACCGAUGCUGGCCUUUGCUUUGUCCUGGAAAGGAUCAGGCGGGUGAUCUGGUAGCCACGUUUAUCCUCUUUUUUUUUUCUUGUCCUGGAACCACUCAUCCAGUAUGUCCUGGCCAUCUGUCCAUGAUCCUGUUGAUCUCUUCUCACAUGUGAGCAACCAUGCAAGAGGAGCAAAUUCAAUGAUGUCGAGGGAGCCAAGAGGAAAGUCAACCGAUGGAGCUUACUCGACCAAGAAGUCUCUGACACUGACAGAGUGGC
This is a messenger RNA of Aspergillus sclerotioniger CBS 115572, 774 nucleotides long. RefSeq lists its product as uncharacterized. The transcript has 2 exons. The record is from RefSeq and is a predicted model, not a curated record. The coding region runs from base 91 to 669 and encodes 192 amino acids. NCBI's taxonomy places the organism in Eukaryota, Fungi, Ascomycota, Eurotiomycetes, Eurotiales, Aspergillaceae.